Anoplophora glabripennis (Asian longhorned beetle) is the source of this 2476-nucleotide messenger RNA. RefSeq names its product dynamin-1-like protein (gene Drp1). Lineage: Eukaryota; Metazoa; Arthropoda; Insecta; Coleoptera; Cerambycidae. Gene Ontology annotation, cellular component: cytoplasm; mitochondrion; membrane. Gene Ontology annotation, biological process: mitochondrial fission. The record is from RefSeq and is a predicted model, not a curated record. The transcript has 12 exons. The coding region runs from base 203 to 2476 and encodes 757 amino acids. Gene Ontology annotation, molecular function: GTPase activity; GTP binding; microtubule binding.
UCAAGUCUGUCUGACUUGUGUACUUAGAUUGAAUACCAACGGAUUUUACUUUAUUUCAAUUACACACAAUUGAUGACUCCUAUUUUUAUAAUGUAUUUGUGUAUUAAAAUAUAUUGACGCGAAACGCAGAACAAAGAGGGUAAGAAAACAGGGAAGUACCUAAUCGAUAUUUUUGGAAGUCGAUCGGUGGUAAAACAAAAAAAUGGAGGCCCUAAUUCCAGUAAUUAACAAACUGCAAGAUGUAUUCAACACUGUAGGAUCCGAUUCGAUCCACUUACCACAAAUCAUAGUUUUAGGAUCUCAGAGUUCGGGGAAGAGUUCUGUGAUUGAAAGUUUAGUGGGUAAAUCGUUCUUGCCCAGGGGCACCGGAAUUGUUACCCGACGGCCCUUAAUUUUGCAGCUGGUUUACUGCCCAAAGGAUGAUAAAGAACAUCGCAAUGCUAGAGAUGGAACUGUUGAUAUUGAAGAGUGGGGUGUCUUUUUACAUGCAAAGGAUAAAAUAUACAGGGAUUUCGAUGACAUUAGAGUUGAAAUCGAAGAAGAAACGGCCCGUAUGGCUGGAACUAAUAAGGGGAUUUGCUCGGAACCUAUUAACUUGAAAAUUUAUUCCACGAAAGUAGUCAAUUUGACUUUGGUUGAUUUACCUGGAAUCACCAAGGUACCUGUGGGCGAUCAACCUCCAGACAUAGAACAACAAAUUCGAGAACUAGUUUUAAAAUAUAUCGCAAACCCUAACUCGAUAAUCCUAGCUGUAGUAACGGCCAACACCGACAUGGCAACUUCGGAAAGCUUAGCUAUCGCCAAAGAUGUGGACCCUGACGGUCGCAGAACAUUAGCUGUAGUCACCAAAUUAGAUUUAAUGGACGCAGGAACUGACGCAAUUGAUAUUUUAUGUGGUAGAGUCAUACCUGUGAAACUGGGUAUAAUCGGUGUUGUAAAUAGGUCGCAACAGGAUAUUAUGAACAACAAAAGUAUUAAGGACUCGCUUAAAGACGAAGCUACGUUUUUACAAAGCAAAUAUCCCACUUUAGCUGCUAGAAACGGCACGCCUUACCUUGCAAAAACUUUAAAUAGGUUACUCAUGCACCAUAUAAGAGACUGCUUACCUGAUUUGAAGACGAGGGUCAACCUAAUGAUAUCUCAGUACCAGUCGCUCCUUAACUCCUAUGGGGAAGAUAUUUCUGAUAAGAGUAAAACGUUGUUACAAAUAAUUACUAAAUUCGCGUCAGCGUACUGCUCGACCAUCGAAGGCACGGCUAGGAAUAUCGAGACCACGGAAUUGUGCGGCGGAGCUAGAAUAUGCUAUAUUUUCCAUGAAACGUUCGGCAGAACGCUCGAUUCCAUUCACCCUUUAGCCGGUUUGAGUAAAAUGGAUAUUCUUACAGCCAUAAGAAACGCAAAUGGUCCACGUCCAGCACUGUUUGUGCCAGAAGUGUCAUUUGAACUACUAGUCAAGCGACAAAUUAGAAGGUUAGAAGAGCCGUCUCUAAGGUGCGUAGAAUUGAUACACGAAGAAAUGCAAAGGAUUAUUCAGCAUUGCGGUAGCGAAGUGCAGCAAGAAAUGUUGCGCUUCCCGAAACUCUACGAGAAAAUCGUGGAUGUGGUGACUCAACUCUUGAGGCGCCGGCUGCCCACCACCAACGUGAUGGUCGAGAACUUGGUAGCUAUCGAGCUAGCGUAUAUUAAUACGAAACAUCCCGAUUUCUACAAGGAGAUCGCGAUGGUUCCUACGAUGAUAAAAUCCGGCGAAGGUUCUCGGCCUUCUCGCCCAAAGAGCAUGUACGGUAAAUAUCAUCCAGAGCAGCAGGAAUUGAUGCAACUUAAAGCACCAAUAGCAGGCGGUCAACAACAGGAACAGGCCGACGAUUUCUUUAACUACCUGUUCCGCAUAUUGCCCGUUGGCAGCUAUACCGAUUUUAUGAAUGCCGUUCAGAGCCGUUCUUCGAGCAACCCUCAGUUGAACCACGACGACGCCACCACAUGGGUUUCGAACUUGACCUCUGUCCAAAACGGGAGAGAAAAUGAUAUCGACCACGUCAAUAAUCUACCGGACAGCGCCAAGACGGACGAGUUGCGAAACGUUCUGAGCCCACAGAAACCUGUGAAUUUGUUACCGCAAGUACCUAUAAAUAAUAACAUUUACAGAAAGCUUUCGGAGAACGAGGAGCACGAUUGUGAAAUAAUCGAACGCUUAAUCAAGUCAUACUUCUACAUAGUGAGAAAAUCUAUUCAGGAUACCGUACCAAAGGCAGUGAUGCACUUCUUGGUGAAUUUCGUCAAGGAUAAUUUGCAGUCCGAGCUUGUCACCCACCUGUACAAGGCCGAUAAUGCGGAUCAACUCUUGGAUGAGUCCGAGCAUAUCGCUCAGAGGCGCAAAGAGGCGGCUGAUAUGCUGAAGAAGAAGAAGAAGAAGAAGAAGAAGAAGAACUUAAUUCUGCUUUUCGUUGAUAGAUGGCAUAAUUUUAAAGUCCACUAG